Molecule: messenger RNA, 1478 nt
Organism: Papaver somniferum (opium poppy)
Lineage: Eukaryota; Viridiplantae; Streptophyta; Magnoliopsida; Ranunculales; Papaveraceae
Product: heat shock 70 kDa protein 9, mitochondrial-like
Exons: 5
Coding region: 351-1274 (307 amino acids)
Source: RefSeq, a predicted model, not a curated record
ACUUGUGGAAAAUGGUGGGGAAUCAUUUCUGAUUUCCAUCCACAAAACUUGUAAUCAAGUGUUGUGCCCGUUAAUUUGGUAGCCCAAGGUCGUGAUUGUAUGAGUUUAGUUUGGCACCCUUCAAGAAAGCAAUAUUUCCUCUUCUUUUUCCCUCUGAAUUUUCGAAAAUAAAUUUAUUUUCCAGUUGGAUGACAAUUUCAAUUUUGUCUCCAUGCCUGAUUCUACACCGUCUUUUUCAGAUUCCAUCAUGCCAGUACCAUCAGCACUUCCCUCAAAACUCUUCUUCGCCUAAAUCCCUAAACCCCUUUCUCCAUUUUUCUUAAAGCCCUACCAAGUUACUGGUAGUACCAAUGGCGAUUUCAGUACUUCUUAAAGCUUUUACUCGGCGUGCUCAGCUUCCCAUUGUUAUUUCUUCUUAUGAAUCUGUGUUUAGGAAUGUUAACAACCCUUGGGUUAGUUCACCAUUGAGCAAACCGUUCACAAGUAGUAGAGCAUACUGCUCAAAACCAUAUCACAAUGAUCCAGUUGCGGAGUAUGUGACAGAAACCAGGAAACUUCCCGAGUCCAACUUAACAAAGGUAGUUUUCAAGUAUGUACGUGCGAAUGAUGAGUAUCAAGAAGAAAGUACGUCCUUGAAGCCCGUAACAAAAGUACUUGAGAUUCCCACGGGGUAUAGAUACUCUGAAUUCAGACAUGGAGAUGAUGUAUGCUAUUAUAACUUGGGCGAUUUUUGUUACUCCUUACUUAUGCGAUAUAAGGAGGCCACAGAGUCAACCACUGGUAAAAGAGUAUCAGAGAUUUGUUUGGUAGAACCUUCAUUUUUCAAAGAACGUAUAAGAAGUAUAAUGGAUAGUGCAGCUGUUGCUCAAGACGUACACCGCAUGAUUAAUUAUUUUGAGAAAUCUGAAGACAUUUUUCCAAGUCACAUAAACUCAGGCGCUGGAUCCCAACUCGUAAUCAAUCUUGCUGAAUUAUUUGAAAUUCGUAUUUGGGAAAAAAUAACUAGCGGUGAUAAGCACGUGCUGGAAACUAUUGUGUCCGAGCUACAGAGUAAUGGAUUGGACGUGACAAAAGAUCCAGCGGCGCUCCAGAAAAUUGAGGAAGCAGUUGAGAGGGCAAUGACUCGAAUGACAAAUGCGAUCAAGCUUAAUCUGCCGGUUUCUGCUGGUGAACCUGACAUGAGUACGACUAUCAGCUGGGGUAAAUGUGAUGGUCUGCCUGUAUUGAGAUCUGUCAUGUUCCUCCCAAAUUUGUUAGUACGCCGUAGACAGUGAUCUCCUUGUUUUGAAUACAAGAAAUGGAUCAGUUAGCUGGGAAGAAAUAAACCAUGACAUACUUAAUAUAUGUAAUAACCGGUGACUACUGUUUCUGUUUUUUUGUUCAUUGAGCUUGCAAGUAUAACGUACUCACAGUAAUCCAGCACUGACAUUUGCAACUUCAUUUUAAUUGAAAACAAUGAGUACAUGUUUUGUGAUUUC